GUGACCAGAGGUUCGUUGCCCAACCUAAACCUCAACCUUCCGUCUGAGUUGUCAGUGUUUGCUGUGGAAACACUGUAGUGACAAAUCAUAACAUAUCGGGCCUCCAUAAUGACCUUCCUCUGGCCGUGCUUGACCUGAGACAUAAAACAGUACGAGACAAAGAUCUUCUUCACUUCUGAGUGCACCAUCCAUAACGUAGCUACGACUCUGUCCUCAAGUCAGAUCUAUGACUCCUCCUAGAUUGGUGGCAAUGUCGUGACCGUUCGAAGCGGAAGUAAGCCAGCCAUAAUUCAUCUAUUUAUAGAACCACCAGUAUUGUUUUCACGUCCACCUGAGCAAAAAUGGCACUAAUCACUCUAGACCGAUCUAUAUCAUCGCGGUCUUUCUCAUCGCCUCUAUCAUCGAAUCUCCGAGCUUUCAUUGUAAUAGUGCAGAUUACCAUUUUGUUGACUUGCCUCCCCCUUGCCUCGGGAUUUUUUGGAGAGUGGGGUCCUGAUCUUGAGGGCCCCUGGUGCGCAAAGAGGCCCCUCGACUCUCAAUGCUGUGACGGUCGGGACGACUACUGUGGCGUCCCCAUCCUGGGCACGGAAUGUUAUUGCGACAUCUUCUGUAACGAGACGGCUUACGACUGCUGUCCGGACUACUGGCAACACUGCCACGGUCACUUCAGGCCCACCACCACCCCCAGGCCCACCACACUGCCCACGCCGCGGCCCGUCAGGGCGUUGUGACCGAGGAGUGCUACCCCUACACAAGUGGGCUCACUGAUAGUGCCGGGCAGUGCCUUGUCUCUCCCAAGCAGAAGAGCGGGGCGUGUCCCAGCGGCAUUAUGUACAAACGCAAAAGAUACAAGGCCACGCCCCCCUACAGGAUCCGACCAGUUGAGAGAGAAAUUAUGAAAGAAAUUAUGGACAAUGGCCCUGUGCAAGCAACGCUGUUGGUCCGUGAGGAUUUCUUCAUGUACAGACGCGGCAUCUACAGCUACUCGGACCUGACCUCUCGACGAGGUGACCCCGAGACUUACCUGAAGUCUGGAUUCCACUCAGUCCGGAUUAUUGGAUGGGGAGCUGAGAGAACAGAGCGUGGAGACAUCAUCAAAUACUGGCUAUGCGCAAACUCGUGGGGACCUGAGUGGGGCGAGUCUGGGUACUUCCGCAUCCUCCGAGGCAGCGACGAGAGCAGAAUCGAACGCUAUGUGGUCGGCGUGUGGGGCAAGGUCUCUGGCGACGACGUCCUCAGACUCUUGUUGAAGGAGAGCCGGAGGAGGAGACUCAGAACUCGAAGAAGCAGACGGCAAUUACGUCAUAUUAGGACACGCGGCAGUCGGCGUAGAGACAGACGUCGGCGCAUGCGCGCUCUCAAGGAAGCCUUCCUAGCGACAAGGCCUAAUGACAGCCGAGGGCAUCGACAGUCUAGCACCUCCAGCAGACGCCGUCGCGAGAGGGGGCAUGGGUCUAAAAAACACAAGAAAAACAAGAACAAGAAGACACAGCACCGGAACCAGCAAAACUUCUAUCCAUCUCAACCAAUGGUUAUGUAGGCAACAGAUAGCGCAAUAAGAAUAAUAUUAUUAUCACUAUUAUGUUCGAUAGACCUAGGAUGUAUGACUAGGUAGAUAAUUUUUGUAAUGAAUUACCGAGUGUUUAUUAUUGCUAAAAUGGCAUAUUGUGUAUGGAUAUAUGUAGUUUGAUAUGUCACCACUCAUGUUUAUAUUAUGCACUUUUCUUUUUUUUUCCCUCGAAUCAUGUAACUUCAUUUUCCCAAUUGUCGGUCAGCAGGCAUGAGUUCGCCUGAACGAAAGGCUUAACUGAAACUUU
Molecule: messenger RNA, 1817 nt
Organism: Aplysia californica (California sea hare)
Lineage: Eukaryota; Metazoa; Mollusca; Gastropoda; Aplysiida; Aplysiidae
Product: tubulointerstitial nephritis antigen-like
Biological process (GO): proteolysis
Cellular component (GO): lysosome
Molecular function (GO): cysteine-type peptidase activity
Source: RefSeq, a predicted model, not a curated record